UUCACUUCAUAUUUAACUUUAUAUCAUAAUCAUUUUUAGCAGAUUCUUUAAUAGUUAGAAGAGUUUAAUAUUUAAAAAAAUGUUAAAAAAUUUUAAUGAUUUCAAGGAAAAAGACACUACACAUUGUUUAAACAAUGUCUCUGUCUUAGACGGACGUUACCAAAAAAUCGUUCAACCAGUAACGAAUUGGUUUUCAGAAUUCUCUUUAUGUAAAACACGUUUUAUUAUUGAAUUACGAUGGUUACGCUUUUUAAUAGAGUAUUUACCAGGUUCUAAUGACAAACGCCUUACAAAACAAGAGAAUGAGUAUUUUACACAGCUUGAAUCAUUUUCACUUACGGAUGCAAAACAUGUCAAGGUACUUGAAACACAUACUCAACAUGAUGUAAAAGCAGUGGAAUAUUUUCUUCAAGAUUGUUUACAAACGGCUAUAAACAAUAAAACAUGCUCUGAAACUAUGGUGAAAUGGAAGGAAUUUACACAUUUUUGUUGUACAUCCGAAGAUAUAAAUAAUUUAGCCUAUGCUUUUCUAAUUAAACAAUGUUUACAUACUGUAUUACUUCCACAAUUUUCGACGAUUAUAAAAAGUUUGUCUUCUUUAGCGCAACAGUAUCAACAUGUUGCUAUGUUAUCCCGCACGCAUGGACAACCAGCUGUUCCAACAACAUUUGGAAAAGAAAUGGCUAUGUUUGCGUAUCGGCUCCAUCGCCAUACUAAAUGCUUAAAUAAUGUAGCCAUACAAGCCAAAUUCAAUGGGGCCGUGGGCAAUUUUAACGCACAUCGGUUUCUUUACCCUGAAUUAGAUUGGCAACACAUUACAAAAACAUUUGUUGAACGUUUUGAUGUAGUGUAUGAGCCUUUUUCGAAUCAAAAUGAAUCCCAUGAUUAUAUUGCAGAACUUAGUCAUUCUCUCAUUCGAAUGCAUGUUGUAUGUUUGGACGCUGUUCAAGAUUUAUGGCAGUAUAUAUCACGAGAUUACUUGCUACUUAAAAAAGUUGAAACGGAAGUUGGAUCUUCUACCAUGCCCCAUAAAAUUAAUCCUAUUGAUUUUGAAAAUGCUGAAGGAAAUUUCGGAGUGGCCAAUUCUUUGUUGGAAUUUUUUGCACGAAAAUUAUGUAUUUCACGAUUUCAACGAGAUUUAUCAGAUUCCACUGUUAUUCGCAACAUAGGAUCGGCUUUCGCUUAUUCAUUUAUUGCGUUAAAAUCUUUUGAGAAAGGUUUAUCCAAAAUAAUUUUAAAUGAAAAAGUUGUUAACGAAGAAUUAAAUACGCACUAUGAAAUUUUAGCAGAACCCGUUCAAAUACUUUUAAGAAGUGAAUCCGUACCUCAUGCCUACAAUAUGCUUAAGAACAUGACCCGAGGGGUCAGAUCUAUGACUCAGAAUGAAUAUAGAAAUCUCAUUGAAAAACUCCGUUCUCAAAUCACAUCAAGAGCGUAUGAGUCUUUGUGUACUUUGACUCCACAGAAAUACAUAGGCGACUCAGCGAAGCUUACCGACGAAAUGCUAAGUCAAGUCAAUUGUUUUUAAAACAAGCAAACAAUUCGGUUUGGGCUUUGUUCAUUAAAAGCAAAAAAAUCGCUACAUAUGUUGACUUUGUUCAGUAACAAUAAUGUUUUAUAACAACAUUAGCUUUUCAGAGAUCUAUUUAUCAAAAGGUAUAUAGACAAAUGAAUCAGUUACUAGAAACCAAAUUUUUUCCUGAAUCUAUCUUUUUAAUUUAAUAUAUAAACGUACGAAUGAAUAAUAAUAAGAAAAAUAACAA
Hylaeus volcanicus is the source of this 1763-nucleotide messenger RNA. Its product is annotated as adenylosuccinate lyase-like. Gene Ontology annotation, biological process: IMP biosynthetic process. Bases 80 to 1528 code for a protein of 482 amino acids. Gene Ontology annotation, molecular function: N6-(1,2-dicarboxyethyl)AMP AMP-lyase (fumarate-forming) activity. The transcript has 10 exons. The record is from RefSeq and is a predicted model, not a curated record. NCBI's taxonomy places the organism in Eukaryota, Metazoa, Arthropoda, Insecta, Hymenoptera, Colletidae.